AUGUCGGAUUCUGCUUCUGCUCCAGCUCCAGCUCCAGCUGUGGCUACUGACUCGGCCAAAAGGCUUAGCCAAUUUAAGCUUGCUUCCCUCGCCAUUGGACAGAAGCGCCCUUUCAACCAAAGCAGCAUUUAUCAGAGAAUUCGUAGUCUCGACCGGGGCCUUUUUGGUCAAGAGAGUUUCUCCGACGACAUCUUCAAGGUGAGCAGCUACUGAAAUCUGAAUGGAAAACAAGAGUUUCAGAUCGUCAACAACAGCAAGAAGUUCAUGGUGCAGGUUGACGUCGAAGAAUAUCUUCCCGAAGAGAUCAAAGUGACUCAGAACGAUCGUGAAGUCACCGUUUCCGCGAACAAAGAGAUCAGCGAUGAGUGCGGAUUCAUGAGCAGGUUGGUUCUAUUUUAUGAUUGAAAUCCAUAGUUGUAGAUGGGUUCCAUACCAAUCUAUUUAGUGUAACCAACGGGGUAAUGAAUUCUCGCCGGAAACAAGCCAAAAGUCAAUUUAGAUUGGAAUCAGUUUGAUACCACUUCUUUUUACAUAAAUAAAUGAAACUUUUCUCAAGAUGCCAAUUAGAGAGCUGCUACAGUCUGUAGCAUGCCACAACUUGGAAUUUCACCGAACGACAUUCCGCCGUUCCGCUGCGUGCGGUCGCGUAGCUUUUUUACCGCACGCAGCGGAAUGUCGUUUAGUGUAAUUCAAAGUCGUGGCACCUUCUUUUUUUCAUAUGAACCAAUUUUUAUUCUUGAUCCUAUUCGUUUUGAAAUAAUGCUUCAAUGAAAUUUAUAGUUUUUUUUUCGGAGAAACUGUCAAUUAAAUAUUGAAAGAAAAGGGUUCCUAGUUGGCUUGAAACUGACCUGCUUCAGGUCGUUCACUCGCAAGAUCAAGCUUCCGGAGACGGUAGACCUCGCCAGUUUGCGUACGACAUUGACUGUCGAGAACUUCCUGAAGAUCGAAGCGACCAAGGUCCAGGAAGAGGACAAGGGCGAGGGCAACGUCUUGACCAUCUACGACGAGUCCGGACACGCCUUGAACUGA
This is a messenger RNA of Caenorhabditis auriculariae, 1029 nucleotides long. NCBI's taxonomy places the organism in Eukaryota, Metazoa, Nematoda, Chromadorea, Rhabditida, Rhabditidae. The record is from the annotation of a GenBank genome assembly.